AUGAACGGCUCGCAGGUGGGCGCUUUGGCCCCGGCCGCCUGGUUGACCUGCUGCAACCAGUCAGGGGCGUCGCUGGAGCUCCCUGGGGGCCGGCGCACGGUGCAGGCAGCGGUGCUGGGCGUGCUGUCACUGCUGGUGCUCUGCGGGGUCUUGUUCCUGGCCGGCGGGCUGCUCCUCCGCGCGCAGGGCCUAGCGGCGCUGCUGGCCCACGAGCGCCGGGCGUCCUGCGACUCCGAGCCCAGCGGCAACAGCGGGGGCAGCGACGACUCCUCCUAG
Molecule: messenger RNA, 276 nt
Organism: Lepus europaeus (European hare)
Lineage: Eukaryota; Metazoa; Chordata; Mammalia; Lagomorpha; Leporidae
Gene: SMIM41
Product: small integral membrane protein 41
Exons: 1
Coding region: 1-276 (91 amino acids)
Source: RefSeq, a predicted model, not a curated record